Aspergillus welwitschiae is the source of this 864-nucleotide messenger RNA. RefSeq lists its product as uncharacterized. Lineage: Eukaryota; Fungi; Ascomycota; Eurotiomycetes; Eurotiales; Aspergillaceae. Bases 599 to 820 code for a protein of 73 amino acids. The transcript has a single exon. The record is from RefSeq and is a predicted model, not a curated record.
GGAGGACAGAUCGCGAAUAGAUUUGGGGGGGUGGAGGUGGGUAGGAGGCAAAAAAAGGUACGGAAUGGAGGAGGCUCGAGAGAGAAAGAGAGAGAGAACGGUCUGGAGAGAUGGGAUGGAUAGAUCGAUCGUUGUUGGUGGGAGGGGAGGACAGCGGCGACAGGACAAGAAAGAUCGGCGGUAACAGGGCGAUCAAACAAGACGGAUGGAAUGUCGGAUCAGAUAUGAUGAGGGGUGUUGAAAAGAGUAGAAGAUGAUGAAAGGGGGAUGAAGGGAAAGGAAAGGAAGGGAUUUAGGGGGGGCUGAGCGGUUGGUGGAGGGAGUGGUGAAUGAGCAAGAAGGCGAGAAAGCCGAGGAAGAGAUUGAUAAUAGAGGCAGGAAGUGGGUAAGUAUGGAAAUGGAUGGUGGUGGUGAUGAUGAUGAUGAUGAAGGUGAGGGUGACCACCGUAUGCUGAUAACCACGGGCCAGACCUUUUUCGGACGGUUCUGUCAUGAGACGGGCAAAUAGAAAGUACCAGAUUACUUACCAACACGCCUCUCGGUCUGUUUUUUUUUCACUCGACUAUUUUUGAAGCACUCGCUUUUUUUCUUUUUUGGGAUGCCUCUGAACUUUUUUUUGUUUUUGAUUAAUUUCUUUUUUCCCCCUUCCCUUCGCUUCUUCGCGUGCUCUGUCGGUCUGUCAACUUUCCCAGCAGUAUGGUCUUUUUGCUUAUCAGGCAGCCCUUCUGUUAUCGAUCUCCCAGGGGGAUCUACGACCGGGGGCUAUUCCUUUUCCUUCUUCUCGUCAGGGAUUUGCUUUUUCCUACCCUGCAAUCUGUAGGUUCAAACCGAUAGUUUGACGGAAUAAAAAGUCUGAAUGUCUCU